CGCAUGAAGACCAAGGACCAAGCCACGGAUGAGGCGGCGCGCCGCGCGCCUGCCACGCGUCGCCAGGAAAAGCCACCCUUCUCCUAUAUAGCCCUCAUCGUCAUGGCGAUCCGACAUUCGCCGAACAAGCGUCUGACUCUCAGCGAAAUAUACGCGUUUUUGCAACAGCAAUUCGCGUUUUUCCGGAGCCCCUAUCAGGGGUGGAAGAAUUCCGUAAGGCACAACCUCAGUUUAAACGAGUGUUUUGUCAAGCUACCCAAGGGUCUCGGCAGGCCCGGUAAGGGACAUUACUGGACGAUCGACCCAUCUUCAGAGUUUAUGUUCGAAGAAGGAUCAUUUAGACGGAGGCCGCGUGGUUUUCGGCGCAAGUGUCAGCCCUUGAAACCACAGUUUGGAAGUGGUGGAUACCUUUGUGGUGGCGGAGUGGGUGCACUGCCUCCACCUCAGGCGUCGGGGUACGAGCUCGCCAGCGGCAGUGGUGUAGGCGUAAGCAGCGCGCCUUCUAUCGAAUACGGCACAUGUGCCUACACUUCCAGCCAGCAGCUGACCUACGGCGGUGAAUACUGCGCGUACGGUGGCAUGGGAGAACGGGAGUGGCCGCUCGCAUAUGGACCGGUGGAGACUGCCUACAGACCACCACCGGCAUCGUCGCCGCCGCGGCAAAUACAAGAUAUCAUUCCGUCUUACCAGUAUGCUGUCACCAACGACCAUGGUGCAGCGCCCAUGUUUCCGGGGAUGCGUGGGGUUCAUGGGCAGAUGCUGUCCGGGGGCUCGUUGGGAGGUGGCUCGAUCAGUGGACUGGGGGGUUUCGGACACCAUUUGUCAUCACCGCUGCCUGCGCCGACUCCCGAUCGCAAGCCUCCCACGCCACUAUCCUCCCUGCCACAGUCAUCAACACCGACAGCGAUACCAACUACGUCGUCGCCUUGGAUAUGAAAGCAUCAUUAGUAGUUUCAAACUUCGUAUAUGAAGAAGGCUUCAAUUAGUCAACGACGCUGAAUGGAGUCACUGUCGUUAUAUCCAUCUUAAAACUUUGAUUUUGUGGAGGUCCCAUUUUAAACGUAAACCUUGACCCCCUUUGCAAAAUUGUCAUUUUCUCUUAAUGUUAAAAUGUUAUUAUUUUAAUUAGCUUAAGUACCUAUUUAAAACUGAAAGUUAACCAAGAGUUACGGAUGAUUAACUAUCAAAAUGUAGCGAGUUCAUGCCGCUAGGGUUUUGUAGGUAUCAUAAAAUCGCUGUAUCUAUUGAAAGUA
Pararge aegeria (speckled wood butterfly) is the source of this 1253-nucleotide messenger RNA. RefSeq names its product forkhead box protein F1-A-like. Gene Ontology annotation, biological process: regulation of transcription by RNA polymerase II; animal organ morphogenesis. The transcript has 3 exons. The coding region runs from base 4 to 936 and encodes 310 amino acids. The record is from RefSeq and is a predicted model, not a curated record. NCBI's taxonomy places the organism in Eukaryota, Metazoa, Arthropoda, Insecta, Lepidoptera, Nymphalidae. Gene Ontology annotation, cellular component: nucleus. Gene Ontology annotation, molecular function: RNA polymerase II cis-regulatory region sequence-specific DNA binding; DNA-binding transcription factor activity, RNA polymerase II-specific.